Saprolegnia parasitica CBS 223.65 is the source of this 222-nucleotide messenger RNA. RefSeq lists its product as hypothetical. Lineage: Eukaryota; Oomycota; Saprolegniomycetes; Saprolegniales; Saprolegniaceae. The record is from RefSeq and is a predicted model, not a curated record. The transcript is spliced from 2 exons. Bases 1 to 222 code for a protein of 73 amino acids. Gene Ontology annotation, biological process: mitochondrial electron transport, ubiquinol to cytochrome c.
AUGAGCCGCCCCCAAGCUGCCUUGACCACGUGGUGGAAGAAGUACGCGCCCGAGACGGGCCGCGUCGUGCGCACGCUCUCGCCGUACGAGCAGCGCCCGAAGGCGCUCCGCAAGGUCCAGGAAAACGCGCUUGUGCUCGUCCCUUCGUUCUUCUUGCUCUGGGGCACGGUUGCCUGGGCCAAGGGCGAGAACGACCGCUACCACCGCACCCACUGGGCUUAA